Tetrahymena thermophila SB210 is the source of this 1197-nucleotide messenger RNA. RefSeq lists its product as hypothetical. NCBI's taxonomy places the organism in Eukaryota, Ciliophora, Oligohymenophorea, Hymenostomatida, Tetrahymenidae. The record is from RefSeq and is a predicted model, not a curated record. The transcript has 2 exons.
AUGGAAUCAGCUACAUCUUAUAAUUUUUUCAUUUAAAAUAAAAAUGACUAACACAUAAAUAAAUCUAUUUCUAGCCCAAUUUAAAAUAAAAAAAUUUUAAAACAUUCAUUUUCACAAAAUUAUAAAUAAAAAUAAAAAAAUAAAAAUUAAAUUAGUAAAAUAGAUAUUGAUAAGUUAAAUUAUUUAACUCAUAUUGAUGAUAUCAUUCGUAUAUUUCACUUGAGUUAAUUAGGAAUAUAUCACAUUAAAAUGAAAUAGUAUUUUAAAGCAGCUGAUUAUUUUACUUAAAUUUUUGAAAAUUGCAAAAUAUUUUAUUAAAAUAUAAGAAGUUAAAGCUUUUUGCAACUUCAUAAACUUGCUAAGUAAAUUAAUUUAAAUCAUCCUCUUAUAGAUAGGAUAUAUGAUUAAUUAUUUAAUGAUGUUUCAUACAAAAUAAGCUUAGUUUAUCUUGAUAUAAGCAAAAAAAAGUAAAAAUCAAAUUUAAAGAAUAAAUUAAAAGCAAAGAGAUUUUGUAAAGACAUUAUAUCUAAAGUAAUUACUAAAAAUGAUGACUAAUUUGGUUUAAUUUAUUCAUCACUUUCAGAUAUGAGUAUUUCAGAAAAAAUUUCUUUAAUAAAUUAUUAAACGAUAGCCAAAAGUUAAAAUAUAAUAUUGUAAUAAUUAGAAAAUAUUUUUCAAACAAAUAAAUGUUAAAAUAUAAACUAAAAUAAUUUUUAAAAUGGGAACGUCUCUAAAAAAUUUUAAAAAAUAGAAUAAAUUAUAGCAAUUAAUGAAAUGAAUUUCUUUUUAAACAACUAAACAAAUUGUCCUUAAGAAAAAAAAGAAAAUAUUCUUAAUUAAAAUUAAAUUUAACAAUCUAGCAUUCUUAAGGACACACUGUAUAAGAGUUUGAAUCAAGAUGAUGGUUUAUAGAGUAAUUUUAAAUUUAAUUUAAAUAAAUUUUAAAGAAAGCCCUAUUAAAAUGAUUAUAAUUGUUCGCUUAAUGAAUAUUAAAGUUAAUAAAUGAGCUUUAAUUAAAACUCAUUGAGCAGCAUUAACAGCAAAAUUUCUUAAAAUUUAUAAACUAUUUGUGAUAGUCCUUAAAGUCAGUUGGUUAAAAAUUUUGAUUUUAUUGAUUUAGAUUAAAAUAUAAGCUAAACUAUUCCUUAAUUUAAAGCUUUUGAUAAAAACAAAUUUUAGAUAACAGACUAUUUUUGA